Molecule: messenger RNA, 1369 nt
Organism: Danio aesculapii
Lineage: Eukaryota; Metazoa; Chordata; Actinopteri; Cypriniformes; Danionidae
Gene: mpv17l
Product: MPV17 mitochondrial membrane protein like
Exons: 4
Coding region: 458-1057 (199 amino acids)
Cellular component (GO): membrane; cytoplasm
Source: RefSeq, a predicted model, not a curated record
GGGCAGAUUAAUGUAGGAUUUGAGCACUUGCCUAUAAGUAACGGGAAACUGCUGAUGACUGUAUGAACGCGCUCUGGAGCCUUUUAACUUAAUUGCUAAAUGGACUAAUGAACCGUGAUUCUUGUUUGCCUUGCUCUGCCUUUUAAAGUCAAAGAAGAUGGACUGAAGCAGAAGUACUCGAUUGAUCCGGCUUAAUUUGGCAGCGCUUUGUAAUGAUCUUGUAAUGUUUCACAAUGAGCUGUCAAACUAUUAAUCUGUAAUUUAUUGUGCGUUUAAAUAUACUGGACGAAGCAUUCUGGAAAUGGGGGUUUAACUCAAUAUUUGACUCGUCUUAAGCAAAAGGUCGUGUUUUAUGAGCUUAGCCACGGCUGUCUGUCAUUGUCAGGUCACCUUUAUGCCCAUCGACGUCAUUUAUAAAGGUUAAAAUAGCCUUCAGCUAUUUGGUGUUUUAUCGAACAUGAGAAAAACUUUUUUCAAGCGUUUAAAACGAGCAAAGGUCUUGCCCUGGAUCAGUAAUGUGACUUUAUACGGAUGCCUGUUCGCCGGUGGGGAUUUCGUUCAUCAGUGCAUCGCGCAAAGGGAUGAGAUGGACUGGAGACACACGAGAAACGUGGCGAUCGUGGCUCUGAGUUUUCAAGGCAACUUCAACUACUUCUGGUUGCGAGCCUUAGAGCGUCGUUUCCCUGGAAGAUCGGCUGGGAUGGUGUUCCGUAAACUGGUUUUGGACCAAAGUUUUGCCUCACCUUUGGCGACCAGUGUGUUCUACACAGGUGUGAGUUUCUUAGAAGGUAAAGAGGACAUAUUUGAAGACUGGCGAGAAAAGUUCUUUAACACCUAUAAGACUGGAUUAAUGUACUGGCCAUUCAUGCAGUUCCUGAAUUUUGUUCUGAUGCCUCUCUACCUGAGGACAGCGUUCAUGGGCUGUUCAGCUUUCGUGUGGGCCACGUUCUUGUGUUUCUCUCGACAAAGUGGAGAUGGGACCGCAGCGGUGGCCUUAGCUUGGGUCAUGGCCCCCAAGAAACGGCUUCUACGUCGCAAAACAGACGAGGAGAAAUAGACACAUAGUGGCGCACAUGAACAGCUUUGUGCCUUUGCGAAAGACAAUUCUGUCCCACAAUGGUACUGUAUUGAGUCUGUGUUGCGUUUAUACAUUUUAAGAGUGAUAACGUGUACAUGUUUUAUUUAUAUUUUUGCUGAAACAACACUUUAUAUAGUUAAAUGUGAUUUAAUUUAUUAAUGAACGGAUAAUGAAUUGUGACUUUAUGUAUUUUGCUGUGUGGUGCCCGAGGGGUCUUGUGACAUUUGUGCCCCAGGUCAUUAGGUUGCCAUUCAACCCAAAUACCUUACUGAUUUAUUUAAAAAAUAAUAA